UGAAAAUCUGUGAUUAUUCAUUAACUCACAGCUGAUCUUCUGUUUUCUUGUGAACGAAAUCAUUUUUUAUAUGUUAAUAAACCGAUAAACAUCUCUUUAGAGGUGAAUAUGAUUCGAAACGUAGUUUUAGGGUCUGGUGGUUUAGUUGCUUUGGUUCCCAUCAUUAAAGCGGCUAGUCCUGUACAAGAUGAUCCAGCCGGGCCACUUAAACCACCCCCAAUGAGAUAUACAGACCUCCCUAUUUAUGACGCACCUCAUGCGGAAUAUGGAGAAUACGUACAAUCAAAAUCAAAGGCUGCCAAGAACAGCUACAUUAAGUCAGUACUACAUCCACCGGUAAAGGCAGUUCGUGAGCAGGUGCAAUAUGUUUGGGACCAGACUGAAAGUGUUAAACAUACUGUACAGGACAACUACAAUGAAUUCCGGGACCGGUCAGACUGGAUUGUACAGUAUUUACGAGAAGAAGCAAAUAAAGAGGCUCGUUAUGGUGCUGUAGCUAUGGGUGGAUUAGCUGGAUUCAUAUUUGGCCUCAGAGGGGGAGUUUUCAGGAGGGUCUUGUAUGCAGGUUUGGGCACCACAGGCAUGGGUUUAGUUUGCUUCCCUGAGGAAACCAGAGAAUUAUUGAAGAGCAAUGGAGCUCUUGCCAAACAAUAUAUUAACAUAGCCUACAACUUUCUAUAUGGAGUUAAGCCUGGAGACCCACAGCUAGAGAUCAAAUUCCCUGAAUUAUCUUUCCCCAAGGAUUUCUCGGAAUUUGUUGAUUUGACUGUGUCAAUGGCUUCUUCUGUCAAGCAGGCUGUCAUGCCUCCUCCAACUAAGGAAGCAUUAGAUUCUAAACCAUCAGAGAAAAAGAAUUAGUGGACACACUCAAGACACAUAUGUCGCUCUUAUUGCUUGCUCGUAAAGGCGAUGCUAUAGUUAAAAUGUAUCCAUAAAGAUGGCAUCGUCUGUAGUAGAGGAACCAGUACUUAUGUAACAAAAUCUUUUUAAUUUUCAGCAUACCUAUUUAAAGAUGAACUAGAUGAACAGUCAGUAAAAUCAUCCUCAUAAGAAGAUGAAGCAGUCGACUAUG
This is a messenger RNA of Chilo suppressalis (striped riceborer), 1072 nucleotides long. Lineage: Eukaryota; Metazoa; Arthropoda; Insecta; Lepidoptera; Crambidae. The record is from the annotation of a GenBank genome assembly.